This is a messenger RNA of Hevea brasiliensis (rubber tree), 1820 nucleotides long. Its product is annotated as GATA transcription factor 24. The record is from RefSeq and is a predicted model, not a curated record. Gene Ontology annotation, biological process: regulation of DNA-templated transcription. Gene Ontology annotation, molecular function: protein binding; sequence-specific DNA binding; zinc ion binding. The transcript is spliced from 10 exons. The coding region runs from base 357 to 1424 and encodes 355 amino acids. NCBI's taxonomy places the organism in Eukaryota, Viridiplantae, Streptophyta, Magnoliopsida, Malpighiales, Euphorbiaceae.
ACUGUCGGCUUGACCUUCGAACCCGAUUUAGUAACACAGAAGGCGACGCAUUUCCGUAGCAAUCGGAAGGAGAAAAAUAAAAAAAAAUAUUCCAAAUUGGAGACUCUGCAAGGAAACACGAGUGAGGCCCCUGCAAAUCUUACCUAUUAGGGUGCUUUGUCUUUCUCUUUCAUUUCUCUUCCAUUUUCGAAGCUUCUCGAGAGCUCAUAUAAAAUUGGCCAAUUCCAAAUUCGGGGUAGGGUUUCCAAAGCUUCAACAUUUAGUCACCCAAUCCAAUGAAACGGAUAGCUCCAAGCUUAGCUUAGGGUUUCGGUUCUCUGAGACUGAAGGUACGCCGGUGACUUUACCGUUUUUGAAUGGCGGCAGCGAAUCCACAGCCACUGCAGGCUCGUCCUUAUGAAGAACAUGUGCGAGCGCCGAUACAGAUCGAGGAUGACGACGGCGGCGAGUACGGGGACGGUGACGCCAUGGAUGAAGUUGAAGAGGCGCACGUGAAUUCUGGUGUGAACGUGCCGGAGCGUCACGUCGGAGUUGGAGGUGGACCUGGUAUGGUUAUGGAGUCGAGGACCAGUGAACUUACUCUUUCUUUCGAAGGGGAGGUUUAUGUUUUCCCUGCUGUUACACCUGAGAAGGUGCAAGCAGUGCUCUUGCUUCUGGGUGGACGAGACAUACCCACUGCGGUACCUACUAUUGUAGUACCCUAUGAUCAAAAUAACAGGGGCAUAGUUGACACCCCAAAGCGUUCAAAUCUUUCACGAAGAAUAGCCUCCCUUGUUAGGUUUCGUGAGAAACGGAAGGAGAGAUGUUUUGACAAGAAAAUAAGAUACACUGUGCGAAAAGAGGUUGCACAGAGGAUGCACCGUAAGAAUGGGCAGUUUGCAUCCUUCAAAGAAAGCUUGGGUGGUUCAAGUUGGGACUCUGUGCAGAGUUGCCUACAGGAUGGCACUCCUCGUCCUGAAACCGCUGUUCAGAGAUGCCAACAUUGUGGUGUUAGUGAAAAUAAUACUCCUGCAAUGCGUCGUGGGCCAGCUGGACCAAGGACAUUGUGUAAUGCUUGUGGCCUGAUGUGGGCGAAUAAGGGAACAUUGAGGGAUCUUAGCAAAGGAGGAAGGAAUCUUCCUAUAGACCAAAUUGAACCUGUAGCCCUGAUUGAUGUCAAGCCUUCUAUCAUGGAAGGAGAAUUCUCAGGCAACCAGGAUGAGCAUGGAACUCCUGAAGAUCCUUCUAUGGCUAUAACUGAAGUAUCCAACAAUCCUUCUGUCAAUCCAGAGGAAGUAGUUUUGCAAGAAGGUACUGAAGAUCUGUCUAGUACUUUGCCAAUGGGAGUUGUCCAUUCUUCAGCAGAUGAUGAUGAGCAGGAACCUCUGGUUGAGCUUUCUAAUCAUUCGGAUACAGAAUUGGACAUUCCUGCUAAUUUUGAUUAGAAGGUGAUAAGUCGCUUCUGUACACAAAUGUUGGGAGGGUUGGUUAGUAAAUGGCACUAUCAUUUUACUGCAUAUUGUCGUCGUGUUGCAGAGGGAAAGUUAGUGAUACCUCAUAAGAGGGGGUAAUUAACAAAUUGAGUUGUAACUAGAAACAGGCAUGAUGUUGGAUCCCCAAGUAUAGUCAUCCCGAGACGGGAGAAGACAUGAUGCAGAUAACUCCAAAAUAGCAGGCGAUAGUCCUUGUUGAUAUUUGUGCUGGAUCUUGUAUGUAUGAAAGUGAUUUUAGCAGUCUGUAUGUGAUUAAUUUAUUAGGUUACAUAAUUCCAAUUUGCUUCAAUUGUCAUUUUUCACUUGGUAUGACUCAAAUAAAUCUGCUUCCAGUGUUCUGUUGUCUAA